GCACACAGCACACACGCGCAGGUGCUGGAAAUAUCGCGACACGUCGCAGUCUCUCUCACUACGUAAUGUGCCGUGCUGCUUAUGGCGGCGCUGGUGACAGUGCUGAAAGCUGUUGGGUAUGAAGUGAAACAGAACUGAUUUUUGUACCAUCUGAAACUGCUACUUCAAGUUCAGAUCACACCGAAGUAACAAUUCAAAGAAUAAGAAAAAUCAACCCCCAAAGCGACAGAAAUCAACCGGUGCAACGAAACGCUGAAGACCAAGGAUACGACUUUCACUUCAUCCGAAACAACAGGAAGAAAAAAAGAAAACAAAGCAAAAAAAAUAACAACCAGACGAAGUAACCAAAGAUCUAUCACACAAGUUCAGUAGAAACAAGAAGUUCACGAAGAAAAUCAAGACGAAAACUAUCACAACGAAUCCCAAGCCACAGACGACGACCAACAACCGAAGCGGAACGCGAAAACAAUACUUGAUCUGAGACAAGAAGUUUGUGCCUACUCAACAGCUUUGACAAAGCACACGUCCCAACGCUGCUCCAAGCCCUUCUCAUCCUCACCGCACCUCUGUCUUAGCCAGAGUGCGGAGAGGGCUGCUGUCUGCUCGUUUUAUCUAUCAGUUACCUCCUACUGUCCCUUCCUCAUCUUUCUUUUUUCUCUCUCUCUCUCUCUCUCUUUCUUUCUCUCUAUCCAUCUCCCUCUUCUGUAGAUCUGUCUAUUUUUCUGUGGGAAGCAUAGCUGCUUACCUUACACUUGGCCUUUACACAAAUACUUCCCCCCUCCUUUUUUAAACAUUUCAACUUAGAUUUUUCUUCCCCGUCUUUUUUGUUUUUCUUUGUUUUUGUUUGUUUUUUGUGUUUUUGUUUUUUUGCAACCCACAUUUUGAACACGUGCCAGAAAACUUGACAUAAGCGAGUGUGUGUGCACGCGUGUGUGUUUGUGAGCAGAACAUCUGCAAUAGCAGUGCCACGGUUGGGGUCCAAGACAAGACAACAAAGACCUCUAAACAAGUGCCAUCCGGAACCCUCUCCAGUCGUGAAGAUGGAGCGUGGUACAUCAGAGCCUCCUAAGGCCCGUUCCAUCUCUGCCCAUGCCCGUUCCUCCUCCCAUGCCCGUUCCACCUCCUCCCAUGCCCGUUCCACCUCCUCCCAUACCCCUGCUGCCCACUCCGCCGCCGCCUCCUCCUCCUCUUCUACCCCGGCGGCAUCCUCCUCCGUUGUCCCCAUGCACAUCCCCCGCUCUGCCUCCAUGUCCUGCCACACCCCCCGCGCGGCCGGGGGCAAGAGGCGGCGAGGGGCCUCAGCAAUCCCACGAUCAAUGAGCUUUGACCCGAGCCUGCUGCAUAACAAUGGCCACACUGCCUUUGCCAACGGCACUGGGGUGGGCAUCCGGGAGACGGGCAUGGUGGAGAAGCUGCUGACCUCCUACGGCUUCAUCCAGUGCUCCGAGCGCCAGGCACGCCUCUUCUUCCACUGCUCCCAGUACAACGGCAACCUGCAGGACCUCAAGAUUGGAGAUGAUGUGGAGUUUGAGGUGUCGCUGGACAAGCGCACUGGCAAGCCCAUCGCGGUCAAGCUGGUAAAGAUCAAGCCUGAGGUGCUGCCCGAGGAGCGUAUCUCUGGGCAGGUGGGGCCUGACAUGCACGCCUCUCCCAUUACUAAGCUGCAUGGUUUUAUUCAUCCAGUUGUGUCGGCCAUCCCCACUCAUCUGGAUGGGAAGUCGGCCCCAGGCCAGGUGCCCACUGGAAGCGUGUGCUAUGAGAGGAAUGGGGAGGUUUUCUAUCUGACCUAUACUCCCGAGGAUGUGGAGAGAAACAUGCACCUGGACACUGGAGACCGAGUUAGCUUUUACAUGGACACCAACAAACACUCUCCUCUCCACCCUGACCACAGCACUGGGGCUGUCAGCGCCCGGAACAUUGUGCUGGUCAAGAAGAAGCAGAUGAGAUGCCAAGGAGUCGUGUGUGCUACUAAGGAGGCGUUUGGUUUCAUCGAGCGUGGAGAUGUGGUGAAGGAGAUCUUCUUCCACUAUAGCGAGUUCAAGGGAGACCUGGAAGCACUGCAGGCUGGGGACGAUGUGGAGUUCUCCAUCAAAGAAAGAAACGGGAAGGAAGUGGCCACAGACGUGAGGCUGCUGCCCCAGGGAACGGUUAUCUUUGAGGACAUCAGCAUUGAGCACUUUGAGGGAACCGUGGCCAAGGUUAUACCCAAGGUCCCCUCCAAAAAUCAGAAUGACCCCUUGCCCGGGCGUAUUGGUGCCAGGAUCAACUUCAGCGAUAAGGAGCUUCCCUUCGGGGAGAAGGACACCAAGUCCAAGGUGACCCUGCUGGACGGCGACCACGUGCGCUUCAACAUCUCAGUGGACCGCAGGGACAAGCUGGAGAGGGCCACCAACAUCGAGAUCCUCCCCGACACCUUCCAGUUCACCAAGGAGGCUAGAGAGAUGGGUGUGAUUGCGGCGAUGCGUGACGGCUUUGGCUUCAUCAAGUGUGUGGACCGGGAUGCGCGCAUGUUCUUCCACUUCAGCGAGGUGCUGGAGGAGAGCCCGCUGCACAUCUCUGACGAAGUGGAGUUCACCGUGGUUCCCGUGAGUCGGCUCGAACGUAGCCUUGCCAAGGACAUGCUGUCAGCCCAGCGGAACCACGCCGUGCGCAUCAAGAAGCUGCCCAAGGGCACUGUGUCCUUCCAUGUCCAGUCGGAGCAGCGCUUCAUUGGCCAGGUGGACAAGGAGGCCACGCCCGCCUCGGCUGCUGCCAAUAAGAACGUCAGCCCCAGCAAGGGCAAAGAGAAGGGUAAAAUAGAGAAGGAUGCAGAAGAAGGUAUAAUUUCCUAUGAAGACUGUGGUGUGAAGCUGACUGUAACGUAUCAUAUCAAAGACCUGGAGGGAGCAGCUCUCCCUCAGCAAGGAGACAAGGUGGAGUUUAGUAUUAGUGAAGUGAAGCGCACUGGUCUGCAGAGUGCUGUGACCAUCAAGGUCCUGAACGCCAAGGGCAACUCCAAGAGACUGCUCGGCUUCGUGGCCACACUCAAGGACAACUUUGGCUUCAUCGAGACGGCCAACCAUGACCAGGAGAUCUUCUUCCAUUACAGUGAGAUGUGUGGAGAUGUGGAUAGUCUGGAACUGGGUGACACGGUGGAAUACACCCUGUCCAAGGGGAAGGGCAACAAAGUCAGCGCUGAGAAGGUCACCAAAGUGGCUCCUGUGAAUGGCAUAGGGGAGGAUGUUGGUGCUACAGUGUUACUGGGGAAGGUGACUCGGCCCUUGAGGAGUGUGGAUCCAUCUCAGACUGAGUACCAGGGCCUUAUUGAGGUCACAGAGGAAGCUGCCCCCAUUACAAUGACAAGGAUCUCGGAAAAGGCUGAAGAAGAAGAAGAAAAAAAACCAUCAGGUGGCUCUAAGGGCCAGAGCUACCCCUUUGGCAUCGUCAGCAUGGCCAGCAAGGCCGACUGUCUGCAGAAAGGGGAGCUGGUCAAGUUCCAGCUGUGCACUGUGCUCCAGACGGACCAGAAGAUGGCUUGCCAUGUCGUUCCCCAGCGCAGGGCUCUGGUGGAGAGCGUCAAGGAUCAGUUUGGUUUCAUCACGUACGAGGUGGGCGAGAGCAAGAAGCUGUUCUUCCACGUGAAGGAGGUGCAGGACGGCCUGGAGCUGCAGACGGGAGACGAGGUGGAGUUCUCUGUCAUCCUCAACCAGCGCACCGGCAAGUGCAGUGCCUGCAAUGUGCGCAGAGUCAGCGAGGGUCCUAAGCCGGUGGCCACUCCCCGCCCUGAGCGCCUGGUGAACCGUCUGAAGAGCAUCACCCUGGAUGACGCCAGCGCCCCACGUCUCGUCAUCGUCAGACAACCCCGUGGACCCGACAACUCAAAGGGCUUCAGCAUUGAGAGGAAGGCCCGUCAGCCUGGAGUCAUUGACUGAGGACUGUUCACCUCUCCUCACCCCCCCAAAUCCCCUACCCGUAAACCCUCUUUCCCCUCCAGUUCACCCCUUCCCACCAAUAGUGUAGGAGAGGAGCAAUUCAGGCUACGGGCAGGAUAUGGGUUGGCAGUCAUUUAUAGAAUAUAGUGUCUGUACGUUACCCCUCUCUCCCCUUCUUACACCAAUGCACAUGCCUACAUACUCAUGCCAACACACCCAUGCACGCAAAAAGUUCCCUUUCGCCACAGACACACACACACACACACACACACACACACACACUCUGACACUACAGAUGUUUUGACAUAUUAUUGGCAUGCAUAACACCUCUUCCUGUCCUGUCAUUGCAGCCCAAGCUCUCUCAUUGUAUGCCCCUCUCUCCCCGCUCCCCUUUCUCCUUCCCGCUCCUUCCCUUUGCCACUCCUGGCAUAAGUGUGGUCUACUAGCAAACUGCAGAGCUUAUUACUGUGCUCUAAUGGGGGUGUUCAGUUGUGUGUGGGUGCGUGCGCGCAUGUGUGGGUGUGUCUGUCUGUCUGUGUAAGAGUGUGCGCAAAAGUGUGUGUGUGUGCGUGAGUGCGUUCAAAAAUGUCUGUGUGUGUGUGUUUCUGUGUCGUCUGUCUGUCUACGCGCAAAGUGCGUGUGUGUGUGUGCGUUUUGAAUUCUGGGUGUGAUGUUUUAGAAAUGUCAGUGAGAGAGGGGGGCUGUGUAAACAUGGAUGGGUGGGUAGACCCAUCUCAUGAGAAACAAACAAAAAAUAAGAUUGGAUGAAAGAACGAAUGAGUGAGUGAGCGUGAGAUUGAGCGAAAGGAAAAAAAAGCAAAGUGUUCUGCAUGGGGUUGUGCUCCCUCUGUGAUUUCUGGAUGAUCUUGGUCCCCUCUGGUGAUGUGUUCUUCUCAACAUAAUCUCAUCUUUUGAUUCCAUGUGUGGAAAUCUGCACCUGCUCUAAAAAAAAAAAGCCUGUCAGUUUUAUGUGCGUUUGUGGGCGCACGUUGCUUGUGUGUGUGUGUGUGCGUGUGUGUGUGCGUGCGUGCAUUUGAUAAAACCAUAGAAUCAUCUCUCUCCAUCUUUUUUUCUCCUUUUCUUUGUCUCUUUAUUUUCCUUUUUUUCUAUACAUUUCUCCCCCCCCCCACCUCUUUUUUUCACCUGUAACUAACCUUCCCCAUGUUUGGGUGUUGUUCAUAGAUCAAUCAAAGCAAACUGAUUGUGUGUGAGAUUCUAUGCAUAGGAAGCCUCCUUCUCCCUGCUCGGUUUUUAGAGCAGUUUUUAACACACCCCCUCCUUUUUGAUCCUCGCGAACUUUGACCCCGGACCUAGAAACACUGUGUCAUGAGGUCAAUGCUCAUGUUUUGUUGUUUUGUAAACAAUGUGAAUGAUUUGUUUUUGAUUUAUUAUUUUAUUAUGUUUCUUUUUCUUCUCUCCACCGCUCUUAUUUCCAUUUUAAGUUUGGUUUGAGUUUCUUUCUCUCUUUUUUUUCUUUUUUUUUUUCUUUCCUGGUUGGAUUUUUCCGGAAUCUGUUUUUGAUGCCUUUAGGUAUUCCCAGGCUUCCCGGUUCCACACCUUCCUUUCCCAGGUGCAGAAUUCCAAAUGGCAUCAGUUACUCAUCACUACUUUUAUACAGUGUACUGUUUUUUUUUUCUUUGCACAUCUUUUGCUUUCUCUGUUCUAUUUAAACUCAAAUGUCUGCUUAUGAAAAGAAAAAAAACUACAGUAAGAUUAAGGUGCCUAAAAUAAAUGAAACAAAAAAAUUAGAUAUCCUCAAACCCCAGCCAACCGCCAAAAAAAGAAAAAACCUAGGACAAAAAAAAUCAAUCAUAGGAUGGCUUCUGUUUCCAGUAGAAAUAAUACAAGUAUGCACUCUGGUUGGUUUAAAAAAAACUAUACUGUAUGUAAUGUGUGCUUUCGCUUAGUGGGAGAUUAAAAACAUCAAAAUAUGACUAAGAUGAGUGAGGAAAAAAUGGAAAGGAAUGGGUGACUGAAGAUCAUAUAGCAAAUACACAAAAAUCCUAAGGGUUUCGAUUAGUGUGGUGUUAGAGCCAGCGGUGGGGCUUUGCUGUGCUUCAGAAGACACGUGGGGCUGUCCGACUGUCAAGUUGAAUUUAAGCUGGAGAAUGUUGAGCUCCAGCUUAACUGCAUAUGGGGUUUCUCCCUAUAUACUUUUGUUAAUGGUCUUGAAUGAAAAACAAAAUUGAAAUAAACGUUUUAUGAAAAUGAA
Engraulis encrasicolus (European anchovy) is the source of this 6123-nucleotide messenger RNA. RefSeq names its product cold shock domain containing E1, RNA-binding (gene csde1). Gene Ontology annotation, molecular function: nucleic acid binding. The coding region runs from base 1041 to 3911 and encodes 956 amino acids. Lineage: Eukaryota; Metazoa; Chordata; Actinopteri; Clupeiformes; Engraulidae. The transcript is spliced from 23 exons. The record is from RefSeq and is a predicted model, not a curated record.